Molecule: messenger RNA, 3942 nt
Organism: Cornus florida
Lineage: Eukaryota; Viridiplantae; Streptophyta; Magnoliopsida; Cornales; Cornaceae
Exons: 21
Coding region: 147-2972 (941 amino acids)
Molecular function (GO): protein binding
Source: RefSeq, a predicted model, not a curated record
UAUCCGUAACGAAGCCCAAGUUCAGCCCUAGCCCACCGCCUAAUCAAACCCAACCGUUAAAGUUUAAACCCAGCAAAAACCCUCUCCUAUCUCUCUUAAAAAAACCGUCUCCUCUCUCUAACCUUCUAAACCUUUCUGGUGAGAAGAUGCCUGAAGAAGACGCACAACUCGACCCCCUUCGCGGGUACGAGCUUUGCCUCCUUCGCUGCUCUCUACCAUCUCCAUCGCCGUCCGACCAUCAAAACCACUCCACUUCUCUUCUAUCCAAACCUUCCGAUUACAAGAGCAGUACUCGUCUCCACACUCUGAUCAAAGAAUUGAUUUAUUUGAUCGAAUCCGGAGAAUACGUCCGAGCCCUAUCCUCUGAUUCGGCUCGGACCGUCUUCAAAUUCGCUCACUCCGAUUCGCACCUCCUCGACGAUGCCGAACGGUUUUACUCUGAUUUGGUACUCAAAUGUGUCAAUUCGUUCGUAAUUGAUGAUUCGGAAGACGAGUUUGACAGGUGUUAUAGAACGUUUCUGGUGAUGGGUAUUGCCGUCGCAGCUUUUCUUGCUUUCGCUCAGUGCAACAUGACUGGGCCGUUCCAGAGGUUGCCUUUGUUGCCUCUUACUGCGUUUGCCUUGAAAGAGGAGGAAUUGGGUGGUGGUGGUGGGGUGGAAUGGGAGGGGUGGGCGCGAAAUCAGUUAAUGUCCGCUGGUUCUGAUUUACUUGGAAAAUUCUCUAAUCUUCAGCAUAUAGUUUUUGCGAAGUUGUUGCUCACGAGGAUCACAGAUUUAUUGUCAGAAGGAACUAUUUCUUCCAUGGAUGGACUUGGAAGCAUCUCAUGGUGGCUGGCUAGGCUCUUACUUCUUCAACAGAGAAUGUUGGAUGAGCGGUCUUCUUCUUUGUUUGACCUAUUGCAAGUCUAUAUGUGUGAAACUUCACAUCGUUUUGGUACUUCAGAAAAGGUAAAAAGUUAUUGGGGUGCUAAGUUAGAGGAGGAAGAAGCGUCGACUAUUGUUUCUAUGUUUCAUUUAGAAGCGGGAAUAAUGGAAUAUACCUAUGGGCGAGUUGAUCCUUCCAGGCUGCAUUUUGAAUCAGCUGAAGUGGCAUCUGGACUUCAGCUUUCUGUAACCGGGGCUCUGGGUUUCCGCACUGUUCAUCAGGUGGAACCAAAGGCACAGCUUGUACUUGUUGCAAACACUAGUGCAUCAAAUUAUGGUGCUACCUGCUCUUCAGUGAUCCCUGAAGUCCAGGGAAAUGCUUCCAGCAUUGAUGGAGAUAGUUUGAUUCAACAUCGUCAUCAAACCUGUGAAUCUUCUGAUGUAUUGAUGAGCCCAAGAUUUGUAGAAGAUAGUAGAAUAUCUGACAAUAGUGCAGAAGUCGACACUCAAAACGGUGGUAUUUCUGGUGCUCCUCUGAAUGCAAUCCAACAGGCAGUUAUUCUUGCACACUGCCUUUCUAUAGAGAAGACCACUCGGCAUGAUGAAAUGCAGAGGUGGGAGAUGGCCCCGUACAUAGAGGCAAUAGAUUCUCAACAGUCCUCAUACUUCACUAUUCAACGUUUUUGUGACAUAUUACGUAUCCGAUGGGAGUCUACUCGUAGUCGCACAAAGGAGCGUGCUUUAUUGAUGAUGGAUAAACUGGUUCAAGGUGUCUAUGAACUUUCUCCUGGAGUUGCACAAAGAAUUUACUGUUGUUUUGGAGCUUACAUCCCCACUAUUCCUGCACUUCGGAAAGAAUAUGGCGAAAUUUUGGUCAGUUGUGGCCUGAUAGGGGAGGCAGUUAAGGUUUUUGAGGAUCUAGAGUUAUGGGACAAUCUCAUAUACUGUUACUGCUUAUUGGAGAAGAAAGCGGCAGCGGUGGAACUUAUUAAGGCACGACUAUCCAAAAUGCCCACUGAGCCAAGAUUAUGGUGUUCACUCGGUGAUGUUACAAAUAAUGAUUCCUGCUAUGAGAAAGCAUUAGAAGUUUCAGACAAUAGAUCUGUUCGAGCGAAGCGGUCUCUUGCUCGCAGUGCAUACAAUAGGGAGGACUAUGAGACAUCUAAAAUCUUAUGGGAGUCUGCUAUGGCGUCGAAUUCUUUGUAUCCAGAUGGGUGGUUUGCUCUUGGAUCUGCUGCAUUGAAGGCUAGGGAUGUUGAAAAGGCACUGGAUGGAUUUACUCGUGCUGUUCAACUUGAUCCAGAAAAUGGGGAGGCUUGGAAUAAUAUUGCUUGUUUGCAUAUGAUUAAAAAGAAGAACAAAGAGUCCUUCGUUGCAUUUAAAGAAGCACUGAAGUUCAAGAGAAAUAGCUGGCAGCUGUGGGAGAAUUUCAGUCAUGUCUCUGCAGACAUCAGUAAUUUUAGUCAGGCACUAGAAGCUAUACAGAUGGUGUUGGAUAUGACUAACAAUAAAAGAAUUGACACCGAGUUGUUAGAGAGGAUAAUGCUGGAGAUUGAAGGAAGGGCUUUAACUAGGUCUCAUUCUUAUAUGUCCACCGAUGAACACAAUGAUACCAACCAAAUUCAACUUGCUGAAACUGUUGUCAAUUGUGUCGAUGAGCCAACAGAUUCAGAAGUUGGGAUGGCAAAAACACGGGAAACUGAUCACUUGGUGGAGGUGCUUGGGAAAAUCUUACGGCAGAUUGUUCGAAGCGGUGGGGGAGCAGACAUUUGGGGCUUAUAUGCUAGGUGGCACAAACUAAAAGGAGAUCUCACAAUGUGUUCUGAGGCCCUUCUAAAGCAAGUUAGAUCGUACCAGGGUUCUGAUUUGUGGAAACAUAGAGAUCGAUUUUUGAAGUUUGCACAUGCUUCUUUGGAACUUUGUAAGGUGUAUGUGGAACUCUCUUCCUGUACUGGUAGUCAUAAAGAGCUCCUUGCAGCUGAGAUGCACCUAAAGAAUAUAAUUAAGCAGGCUGAGAGUUUUUCAGACACUGAAGAAUUUAGGGAUCUUCAGGCUUGUCUUGAGGAGGUGCAAAUGAAACUGCAGUCCAAUUCAGUGCCAGCUGUUUAAGUUUCCUUUUUGAGAUCAUCUUUUCCAAUAUGUUAGCUUCUGAUGAGAGAAAACAGGCAUGAUUGAAUUACUGAAAAGACACUGAAGGGACGCUUGUGUUGCGUGUGCAAAAGGAGAGAGGAGAUUACUUAUACCCACAUUUCUCUGGAAGAGUCACUUUUCCUGAAUCUGUUAAAGAAAGCUGCAGGAGUUCUGAUUUUAUAGCCUGCAGAAUAUCCAAAGAUCAGAUAUUCCUUGGGUAAGUAAUCUCAAUUAUCAAAUUUGUACAAUCAACAAUGCCGAUGGUAUAGUUAUUAAAAUAUAAAAUAGAGAAUGUCGAUGAUAUUGUCAUCUUCUAAUCACGUUCCCUCAUGUAAGUUGUUCUAAGCUCGCUAACAACAUUUUGGACCAAUUGAAAUAUUAGUCCUUUCUAUCAAAUGUCUUGUUAUUGUAGCAAUACAUUACACGGCACAAUCCCAAGGGAUAGAGAGGAUAGCCGGGACAACGCUUCACGUUAUGGAAGUCCUGAGUUUCAUGAUGUUGGAGGCCAUCCCCCUAGUUCUCAUCCUGCCUGAUGCAUGUGAGGUUAUACAGUUUGUAGGAGGCUGUCAUGUGAUCAAAGAGACAUGGAGUUGGAGUCCCUCCCUAGUAGAAAAAAGUGCACAUGUUUUGGGUAACCUAUUUGUUGCAGUUCAUUCUAAAUCAGUGUGUAAAAUACCGGAUGGACUGAAGCAAGAUUGGUUAACGACAGUCUGAUGACUGCGAACCUGUGAGGUACUUUUGAUAGGGACUUUGAUAGUCUAAGUUGAUGCCCAAGUGGUUUCAGCUCCGGUGCCUUUCAAGUUUUUCAUAGGAGACGUUAGGAAGUUUAUUUUAUUUUAUUUUUCCUGAUACAUAAGAGACGUUAGGAAGUUAAUGAAAGGGAAGCCCAACUGGAGAAUUUUCUGUUACCAUUGGAACAUCAAUGACACUGGUCAUGAAAUUGGUCUCU